AUGCACUUUUCAUUGCUCUACACGUUGCGUGAAUGUAUUUCGGUACACGUUGGACAAGCUGGAUGUCAAAUUGGCAAAGCAUGUUGGGAGUUGUAUUGUUUGGAGCAUGGUAUCCAACCGGACGGGCUAAUGGCAGGCUUCGACACAUCUUCAGACAGCUAUGAUGAGCCGUUAAACACUUUUUUUGCUGAGACCAGAUCUCGUCAUCAUAUACCACGUGCUGUUUUCGUUGACAUGGAACCAUUGGUAAUUGAUGAGAUCCGAAAUGGACCCUACCAAUACUUAUUUCAAACAGAGCAGCUCAUUAACGGAAAUGAAAACACUGGUAACCUUUACGCACGUGCGUAUCACAAUGUUGGCGAGAAACUAGUUGAUCAAACCAUCGACCAGAUUAGAAAACUUACGGAUCAAUGUGGUUCCUUACAGGGAUUUCUUUUGUUCCGCUCUCUUGGUGGAGGGACUGGGUCUGGAUUUUACUCCCUACUGAUAGAUCGAUUAACUGAAUAUUAUGGAAGAAAGGUAAACAUUGAAUUCGCAGUUUACCCAACUCCUGAGAUCAGUACCUCAGUUUUGGAACCGUAUAAUUCUAUUCUUACUGCACAUGCCUCGCGUAGGCUAGUUGAUUGCAUUUUUAUGAUAGAUAACAAGGUUUUCUACGAUAUUUGUAACCUUUCUUUUCGGUGCAGAUCUUAUACGAGAUUAAAUCACUUAAUAAGUCAAGUAUUGUCAAGCAUCACAACUUCGUUACGUUUUGGUGGUUCAUUGAAUGCAAAUUUAGACGACAUCCGGAGAAAUUUGAUUCCGCAUCCAAAUUUCAACUUCUCUAAGGUAUCAUACGCAUCUCACACUUUUAAAGGUUUCACUACAUUUGGAGAUUUCACUAAAAAAAAUUAUUCUGUUACUGAGUUAACCGACCAAUGUUUUGAAAAAACAAAUCACGCCAAAGAAAAAUUCAUAUCUUGUUGUUUACUUUACCGAGGUGAUGUUGUAUCAAAAGAUGUCAAUGCCAGUAUCGCUGCAAUCAAAACAAAACGUACCAUACAAUUUGUUGAUUGGUGUCCAGCUGGAUUUAAAAUUGAUAUCAAUUACCAACCAGUAUCGUCUAUUCCUGAAUUUGGAUUUCCUACAGCUUCGAGAGCUGUGUGUAUGUUAAGCAAUACAACAGCUAUUGCUGAAGCCUGGAAUGCUUUGGCUUUAAAGUUUGAUCGCAUGUAUUCGAUGCGUGCAUUUGUGCAUUGGUAUGUUGGUGAAGGUAUGGAGGAAAGAGAAUUUUCAGAUGCAAGAGAAGAUUUAGCAAUGCUAGAAGAUGAUUACUCAGAAGCUGAGAUGCAAUUGGGUGGCGAUGAUGAGAACGAAUUGCGAACACGAUCACGAACAUCAUCGUACUCUGGCACCAAGGUUUAGAAUGUUGUAAAGCGAUCGAUGCAAAAAGACACUCACAUUUUGUUUCUUACUUUUUUCACGAGUACAUAACGUGCGUUAAAGUAAUUAUGAUCAAAAACUGCCCUGAAAAGGGAAUUUUGGGUAGAGAGGAUUUGGCGAAUCUUAUUAAUAAUAGCCGUAGUUUGCCUGUUUGUCUGCGAGAAAAACAUCGUGUUACGGAAACAAAAAAUGC
This is a messenger RNA of Hydractinia symbiolongicarpus, 1615 nucleotides long. Its product is annotated as tubulin alpha-3 chain-like. Gene Ontology annotation, molecular function: structural constituent of cytoskeleton; GTP binding. Gene Ontology annotation, cellular component: cytoplasm; microtubule. The transcript is spliced from 3 exons. Lineage: Eukaryota; Metazoa; Cnidaria; Hydrozoa; Anthoathecata; Hydractiniidae. Gene Ontology annotation, biological process: microtubule cytoskeleton organization; mitotic cell cycle. Bases 1 to 1404 code for a protein of 467 amino acids. The record is from RefSeq and is a predicted model, not a curated record.